AUGGGUAGGAUCAUGCAAAGUGAGAACUUCUGUUUGGUACUGACCAAAAAGGCUUCUCAUCAUCUCAAACCCACCAAAUUUGCAGGACAAUUGGAUAGAAGCAAUUCUGUAAUGAACUCCUCAGCGAUUUCAUGGAUGUCUCCGCCGGCCAUGAACAAUCCAAUGUUCAUAGAUCCAUGCGUCGAUGAGGACUUUGUAGCCUCGUUCGGGCAAGACUUUGGGAACUAUUUGUCCUCUCCGAGGAGCAACUCGAACGCAAACAACUCGUUCUACACUUCCUUCGGGCUCGAACAACCUAAGAUCGUGUCACAGCAAGUCCCUGAUAGUGGUACAUACUCACACUUCCCAAACAUGAUAAACCAGAACUGCAUGAUUAGUACUUAUCCCGCUGAUCACCAAGGUUCUACUGAUGACCCCACCAUUUUGAACUACUUUGUGAACCACAAUCCUCCACAAAAUAUCCAGCAGCUGCAGGUGAAUUUUGCCGAAGAAAAUGUUGGCUCGAUGUAUAAUGUGAAUGGAGAAGAAGGUGAUGUGGCGAUUAAGGCUCAGCCAGCGAAGAAGAAAGCUCGAAUUCGGCCGCCAUCGCAAACGUACGAUCACAUCAUAGCCGAGAGGCGGCGGCGCGAGCAGCUCAGCCAGUUAUUUGUAGCACUUUCGGCCCUUGUGCCCGGUCUAAAGAAGAUGGAUAAAAGCUCGGUCCUUGAGGACGCCAUAAAGUAUCUGAAACAGUUGAAGGAGAGAGUCGAAGCUCUAGAGGCAAACGCGGAGAAGCACGCGAUGGAAUCGGUUGUGGUCGUCAAGAAAUCACAGAUUAUAUUGGAGGAUAGUGAGGACGAGCAAAUUAGCAGCAGCAGCAGCAGCAGCCUUGAGGAGCAACUGUUGCCUGAGAUUGAGGUCCGAUCGUGCGAGAACCACUUGCUCCUCAAGGUGCAUUGCGAGAAGCAAAAGGGCGUGCUCGUCAAUUUGGUCAACAAAGUCGAGAGCUUGAAUAUGAUCGUUAUCAACACUAAUGCCACGACUUUUGGGAAUGUCACACUCGACAUCACCAUUGUUGCCGAGAUGGAGAAAGAGUUCAAGUUGACGAUGAAAGAAAUUGUGACGGCUAUACGAGAAGCUAUCAAGUCUCGCGGUGCCUAA
This is a messenger RNA of Striga hermonthica, 1140 nucleotides long. Lineage: Eukaryota; Viridiplantae; Streptophyta; Magnoliopsida; Lamiales; Orobanchaceae. The record is from the annotation of a GenBank genome assembly.